CGUUGAGAGAAUUCCUCACUGCCUCCGUCGGCCACGUUGCGACCCGCCACCACGAUGGAAGAAGACAGAGUGAUUCAAGCUGUUGAGGCAAUGUAUGCGUCCACGUCGACAGGCCAGACACGUAGUGCCGCCGAUGCGUUCCUUCGUUCCUUCCAGUCGAGUCCGAGCGCGUUCGCAGUCAGUUGCGCGUUCUUGGCGGCCGGGACCCGCGCCAACGCAGUCGUCCAGAAAUUUGCCGCCCAAACCAUCAGCCACUUGACGCUGACACCGGCCGAAGUGUCGCAGCUGUCGUCGCUGUUUGCCCUGCACCACCACGAACGCGACAUCGUCCGCCUCCUCGGGACGGCGCUGGUGCGCAACAUGGAAGCCGGCCAGGGCCUAGACUGGCUCAUUCAAGGUCCAUGGGAUGCCGACGUCCGUAUUUCACUCCUCACACUGGCUGCCGUCGAAAGCGUGGCGUAUACUGAAGCGCAGAACGUCAUAGUGUAUCUUGGCAGCACUGGCGCCACGUCCAAAGACACGUUGCUAUGCAUGGCCGAGUGGGUCAAGCUCCUCGACCGCGACGCGCGCCAUCCAGAUCUUGUGAUUCAGAACCCGCUGACCACGAACGCAAUUCACGUCCUGAAGCGCGGCCUCGACGACACGUCCGAAUUGUUUGACGCAGCCGUCGACCUGAUUGUGGAAGUCAUUCGAACGUACAACUCGACCUUGGUCGAUCUCCCCGUCAUUCAAUGGCUCAUUCCACAGCUCAUGCAGCUCAAGCCGUUGCUCACGUCUGCCGUGGCUCAAGGUACGUGGUGUAGAUGAGAGGUCGUUCGGUGGGCUACUGCCAAGGGCGUCGAUCUUUUGUGUGAAAUUGGGCUGGCGUGAAACGUGUCGCAUUGUCCUGUUCGGACAUGCGGCGAGUCGGCGUAUCAUGCCACGGCAUCCUGUGCCCUCGUGGUGACAGCACUGUCGCCCACGGCAGGACUGGGCACAACGAAAACGGAGUUGGCAAGCUCAUGCGUUGUCGGCCUUCGGCAAUACCCACCACCCACACCUAGCUCCACUCAAUUGGGUGGCUGCCGUGCAGCAACGACACUGUUUGGCACGAAUAGGACGUUGCGACCAUUGCAAGUGGCAUCGGCGGAGGAUGAACAAUCGAUCGCUCUCUCGCGACGACCGAUGCCACCCUCGUUGUCGAUGCUCGCUAGCUGCAUGAUAUAUCGUGGUGGUGUUUCUACAUGGUCUGCCCGCCUCGACGUGCGAGACAUGGGCAAUCUCUGGCUGCGCCUUGCCUUGUGGAGGAUGUCCCAACUCCUCUCUUUUUGUAGAUCACGCAGAGUGCUGCAUGGGCCUCACGAGAGUGUUCACGGAAAUGGCCGAAGUGUACUUGGACAUUUUGCUGGGCGAUUCCCCGAUGAAUCAAGUGAUGAUGGUGGAUACGCUGCUGGAAUGCAUGACGUUUCCCGACGCCGACGGUACGACCAGUUGUGGAGUCGUGGCUGUGGCAUGCCGACCCUGUCGACGUCGUCAUGCGCGGGGGUGUUUGUGUGUUUUCUAGUGGCCGAAGUUACGAUCCCGUUCUGGUUUGCGUUCACGGAAGCAGUGCGGUUCACCCAAGACGCGGCGCAAAAGCAAACGUUGCUCGCGAAUUUUGCGCCGAGUUUGACCAACUUGACGCGCAUUUGCAUGCACACGAUGUGUUUUCGCGACGGAUUUCUCCACCUACCUACCGACAAGAAACAAGAUUUCAAGAACUUUCGAAAGGAACUCGGCGACAUUUUGCAGGAUUGCUGCGUCCUCCUCGGCACCGAAUCCGUGCUCAACCACUGUGUCCAAGGCCUCCACUCUAUCCUCAACCAACGUGAUGCUGCGCCGGAAACGCACUGGGAAUCGAUUGAAGCACACCUGUACAGUUUUCGGUCCAUCGCCCGCCAAGUGGAGGCCCAGCUGCAAGGGCCGUCCAAGGACCCGAAUGCCGCGAAGCGCCCGCCUCUCGAUGAAACCCCCCUGCACACAAUCUUUUCGUUCCUGCCCCAAUUUCCAGCCCACCCGGCCAUCCAGUACACGUCGUGCCUCGUCAUUUCCCGGUAUGCGGAAUGGCUGGCUGGCAACGGCGCGGCCUACCUCCCAGCCUUGCUCCGCUUUGUCGAUGCGACGAUCACAACCUCCACCGCGCGACGCGACUACCAGGACUGGCAAGUGCCGACGGCGGUGGCGGCAGCGCUGCGAGGACUGUGCAUGGACUGCUGGCCGCACGUUGGUCGAGACUUGAUGCAGUACUAUGGCCAACUCCAAGCGAGCGACACGUUGCACGUAGACGACCAAGUGAUUCUCCUUGAAGGUAUUUGCAAGGGUGUGUCGGUGGGCGAACCGGCGUUGGUCGUACCUGCGCUGGAGACUCUCGUGGCUCCAAUUGUCCAUCGCAUGAAUGCAACGUUGGCGGCGGCCCAGCCAUCCGCAGCCGGCAUCCUGAAAGAUCUCUUGCGGCUCAUGUGCAUUUUCGACCACACGACGUCGACGAACCAUGGAACCGACCACCCUUUGGUCGCGCUGUCGGGGCAGCUCUUUCCGCUCUUCCAACAGACGCUGCAUGUGUUUGGGACCAACACGGAUGUUGUGGAGCGAUGCUGCCGCUGCUUCAAGCGCAUGCUGCGGAUUCCUGCGAUGGUCGUGAUGGUGCCGAGCCUGGCGCAGUUGCUGGUGCAGUGCUAUUCGGCGGCGCCGCAGUCGUCGUAUUUGUACUGUGCCAACCAAGUUGUCAAGCACUUUGGGACGAGCAACUCGGCGACGGAUUUGCGCUCGAUCUUCGACACGCUCUUCACGCAGCUCAGUCAAGCAACGUUUGUCGUGCUCAACCAGAGCUUGGUGGACCACCCCGACGUUGUCGAAGAAUACUUUUACAUGGUCGAACGCUACGUCCGGUCGUUGCCCGAGAUCACGGUGCCGCUGCUGCCGUCUAUUCUGCAGGGGUCGCUCCUGGGCCUCCAGCUACAGCACAACGACGCCACGAAAGGCGUCCUGUCGUGCCUGCAGUUGAUGUUCCAGCAACUCACCAAGCACGCAACGGACGCUACGGCGCCAACCCAAGCGUACACGGUGACGGUGGAAGCAUGGCUCGCAGCGCAGGGGCCGCAGUUGGUUCGGACGGUCUUGGGCGGAGUCAUGGGCCAUUUACCGCCAACCCGCGUCGACGCGGACUAUGGGUCGUGUGCGGGCGUGCUCGUGUGUUUGGCGCAGUUGAGUGGGGCUCCAUUGCGGGAAUGGAUGGAAUCGGCGCUGACGACGUCGACGGCAGAUCUGGCCAUGUUUGGUACGCUGGACGCCACGGGCCGACUGCCUCGUGAAGACAAGGCUCAGUUUAUCCAAGGACUGUUCAGUGCUCCCGACGAAUCGUCGUUUCGCCGCACGGUGCGGCACUUUUCCAAGUUGUGUCGGCAGCGCGCCGUGGUUGUCUAGUUCGCUGGUCGACAACAUCCAUCUGUAACAAAGACAACUGCACCGUUG
Messenger RNA from Aphanomyces invadans, 3489 nucleotides. RefSeq lists its product as hypothetical. NCBI's taxonomy places the organism in Eukaryota, Oomycota, Saprolegniomycetes, Saprolegniales, Verrucalvaceae. Gene Ontology annotation, cellular component: nuclear membrane; cytoplasm. Gene Ontology annotation, biological process: protein import into nucleus. The coding region runs from base 1165 to 3441 and encodes 758 amino acids. The transcript is spliced from 10 exons. The record is from RefSeq and is a predicted model, not a curated record.